ACGCGGCAGUCUCUUGCUUUGCUUGGUUGUCGAAAUCUCUAUCACCAGCUCCUAUCACAACAAACGGAAUGCCUACCAAAUUCACAAUUUCAACCAACAGAAUCAUCCGAGCCACCUACAGCAAGACCGGCAGACGCAGACGCAGACGCAUUCCAUCUGUUGCCAUGAGAAAGAAAUACCUACUCGAAUACAAAGCCGCAAGAACACUCUGGGAAGAUGAUCAGCUUGAAGAAUACAAGAGCGCCAUGGAGGAACUUCUUGACAAGCACGACGUGCCAGACAAGGCGGAAGAUGCUCGUCUGGCCUACGAGACUCUCUGGCAGUUUACCCGCAAGAGAUAUCUUUACGACCCUGACAGGUGGGCUCAGACCACUCUUAGAUGCAUUCGCGAAUCUCUCAAUGAACUGCGCGAGGUGCCAGAAGAAGAGGCUCUGGAGAGGCAGGCAGAAGAAGCGAGAAGAGGAUGGAGAAGAUGUGAUCAUCUAUUGAAAAAUCUCUAUGGUGAUAGUGACAGAGACAAUGAGAACAAAGCUGGAGUAUCCAAAGCACUGUGGGGGAUCGUUGAGUUUCACUUACGUUUUGAAGGCUAA
Aureobasidium pullulans EXF-150 is the source of this 590-nucleotide messenger RNA. RefSeq lists its product as uncharacterized. The record is from RefSeq and is a predicted model, not a curated record. The coding region runs from base 69 to 590 and encodes 173 amino acids. The transcript has 2 exons. Lineage: Eukaryota; Fungi; Ascomycota; Dothideomycetes; Dothideales; Saccotheciaceae.